Messenger RNA from Loa loa (African eye worm), 804 nucleotides. RefSeq lists its product as hypothetical. Lineage: Eukaryota; Metazoa; Nematoda; Chromadorea; Rhabditida; Onchocercidae. Gene Ontology annotation, molecular function: mRNA binding. Gene Ontology annotation, biological process: regulation of mRNA splicing, via spliceosome. Gene Ontology annotation, cellular component: nucleus. The record is from RefSeq and is a predicted model, not a curated record. The transcript is spliced from 6 exons. The coding region runs from base 1 to 804 and encodes 267 amino acids.
AUGCAGGCAAAUGCAAAAUAUUUGGCACGACUUGUUGAGGAAAUGGAAGACUUGAGAACAUUGCCAAACACCUUCCAUCUUAGGCAUGCCGUUCGUCUCGUCAAUGAAGAGAUCGCCAAAAUUCGUGAGAUUGUGGGACAAGUGGUAGAAGUUGACGACGACGGAACGGAACCAUCACCAAUACCAGAAACACCAGCACCAGGAACAGAUCAGGAAGCUACCAUGGUUAAGUUAUCAACCACAACAAGGGGGGAGAAGGUUUUUCUGCAAGAGAAAAUAUUCGUCCCAGUAAAUGAAUAUCCCAAUUAUAAUUUUGUUGGACGUAUUCUUGGUCCACGUGGGAUGACUGCAAAACAGCUUGAAGAAGAAUCUGGCUGCCGUAUCAUGAUUCGUGGACGUGGAUCAACUCGCGAGGGUGGCUCACAUCGUCAAAAUAUCCACAACGAUCACUUAAAGGAAGAGUUGCAUGUGUUAGUCCAAUGUGAAGAUUUCGAAGAAGUAGCAAAGGAAAAGAUGAAACGAGCUGUUGAAUGUAUCCGUCACAUGCUCAUUCCUCCACCAGAAGGUGAGGAUGAGUUGAAACGUAAACAGCUAAUGGAAUUAUCGAUCAUCAAUGGGACUUAUCGACCAACUAUUGCGUCGCGAAUAGCACUUCGUAAUCGUCCGCUACAAGCACCGUUCAAUUUCGGUCAUAUUAGGACAGAAAAUGUAAUCCGUAAAGUGAACAAUUUCCCGAUGUUUGCAAAUGGCGGCAGCAUUGAGGUUGACAAACCAAAAAUCGUUUUUAUUGUUGAUCCUUCAUAA